Molecule: messenger RNA, 2573 nt
Organism: Dermacentor albipictus
Lineage: Eukaryota; Metazoa; Arthropoda; Arachnida; Ixodida; Ixodidae
Product: tyrosyl-DNA phosphodiesterase 2-like
Biological process (GO): double-strand break repair
Cellular component (GO): cytoplasm; PML body
Molecular function (GO): single-stranded DNA binding; 5'-tyrosyl-DNA phosphodiesterase activity
Source: RefSeq, a predicted model, not a curated record
AUGGGCAAGCGUGAACAAGUUGUGAUCCGAGCCAUGUCGAGAUUCUGCCGUCGUUAUUUGUAUUGUGUGUGACCGCGGAUAGGACAGCACCAGUUCAAACCUUUUCUACUUUCGUUCUACUAUCUUUGAACCGUUACUUACAUAUACUGCGAUUAGACUGGAAACAUUAGUAUAGUGCUGUCAGGUGUUGUCAUGGAGGCUGACGAGGAUCCGGACAUCAUUGAAGUAAUGCAACGAAAACCCGAGGAUCCGGCCGGUGACAUCGUUGUGUACGAAGUGCACGAUAGUGACUCUGAGUGUUCCGGUGGUGCUGAUGAAUCUUCAGUCCUUAUCGACGACUCAUCUGCUAUUGCUGAUGAUCCGUCUGUCCUGGAGAUUGUGGACUCCGAUGAAGAGCCAGGGAACACACAUCUGUCAGGCAUAGUGACGUCCAUGAGACGCGUGAGUAUACCCUCAUCAGUUGCUGCAGAAGUACCAGCUCAGGCACCUCAAGCAAGAUGUGAAAUGAUGACACUGGUUAGCUGGAAUGUUGAUGGACUGAAUCAGCAAUACCUGCAUCAGCGAAUCAGAGCUGUUUGUGAUCAAAUCUUGAGGUUGGAUCCAGACGUGGUCUAUUUGCAAGAGGUCGUACCUGAGAUCGAGCCUAAGAUCAGGGACAGUUUUGCAAGGUAUCGGUACAUACCUGGUGACUCGCAAGGCUACUACGUUGUGACACUGCUGAAGGAGGACACGGUGAAGUGCAAGACUCACACCGUCUCUCCAUUCUCGUCCACCAAAAUGGAACGGCACAUUGUACAGGCUGAGGCAACGUUCAACAACAAAGAUUUCAUCCUCCUCAACACCCACCUUGAGAGCAUGGGCUACUCCAGCGAAGUCAGACAAGUACAGCUUCGAAGAUGCUUUCGUCAAUGCAAGAAAGAAUCUUUGGGAAAGACAGUAAUCUUGGGAGGCGACAUGAAUCUGAGGGACAGUGAAGUUCACUCUUGCGGGGGUUUACCGGAAGACAUCCAGGAUGUGUGGACAGCAUGUGGUUCAGACCCAGACUUGUGCUACACGUGGGACAUGACAUGCAAUGACAACUUAGACUUUGGUAAAAAAGUCACUGCCCGCCUACGCUUUGACCGCAUAUAUGUUCGGCACUCAGAGCCAGCUCACUUAUUGCCAGUUUCUUUCAAACUUAUCGGACAGAAAAGACUGGAAACAGAACAGUGCUUCCCCAGUGACCACUGGGGUAUUGUCGUCCAGUUCAAGUGUUUGUGACCCUGGCAGGCUUUUUUUGUGUAAAUACCAUACCUACUAGACAGGCAGUGAGAAAAUGCUUUACCAUCACCAGGGUACCUUUACUUUCACACAAGCCACUCAUGCAGUUGCCAGCACAAUUGUAUAGCACCAGGAACUAUGCAACAAAGUAUGGCGCAAAGUGGCAGUGGCUGCUGUAUAACAAUGUGUGCUUUCUUUUUUUUUUAAAGUUAGACAGUGUUCCAUUGUGUUUCUUGUACGGCAUUGGUACACACAUGCUGAAAGAAAAUAGUUCGGACAGCUCAGUCCUGAAGGAGGCUGUCUUUGACACUUUACGCUGAGAACCAUUGUGCUUGUUCCUGGUGGCGUAGUUCAGUCAUAAUUUAUCAAAGAAGGCACGCUUUAGUAGAAGGCCUUGUACCUCGCUGUAAAUGAUGAAACUCAUCUUGACGAUUUCAUACUUCAGGGAAGUGGACAAGUGGCUCCACUCGUCACAUUCUUCCACGUGUACCUGACCUAGGCAUAUAUGGAUCUGCAGUCAGUGUAUUAGGCGUGGUCCUUAGUGGGUUAUUGAUAUCUUAUAAUUGUAGGUUGUUGCAGCAAUUUCAUUGUGAUCAAACAGGAGGCUUAAACAGUGCUCUUGUGUGAAUGUAUUGAUUUUAGAAGUACGGUGGCUGAUGUGCACAAAAAGAAGAGGGCAUAUAUUGAAAGACAAGACAGUGUUUCAUUAUGCAGACAAGAUAGACAAACAGUAUAUACUUACAAAAAGUUCUUGUGAAUGUGUGGCAGAGUAUAAUUAAGCCAGUUACAUUGGUGAAAAUGGUGCCUAUCUGUGAAACAUUGUUUAUAAAAAGAAAAGAAGUGAAAAAACUGCCAUAAGCACAAGCACAUGUUAACUGCCAAGGCAGGCAAACUUUGUAUCCUGUAAAGCGAGUCUAGCUUGAAUGAUGCACUUGUGAACAGAAUCAUAUGUGAAUGUUUUGAAUGUGAAAGUUACCUCUGCAACAAAUUAUCUUUUGUAGACAUUGCAACUGUCAAUAUGCGCAAGCAUUUAUGCCAUUGUCCUUUUGCUGUUGUAUCUUGUGGAAGAUGACAACAGUAAGCGUUUGUGGUAGAGCACUGUACACAUAGCGUGUGUUACUCUUUCUAAGCCAUCACAUUGUAUGCUUUCGUCAUCCUUACUUUUACCAAUGCAGUUCAAAGCUACAGUUCUUACAGUAUUCUGAUACUCAAGUUCUUUGUAUUUGUGUGUUUGUGUUAUAUUUUAAUACGUUAUCAUCAGAACUGUAGAGAUGAAAAGAAAUUGCCACUAGGCUAUUUUUGUUUUCACUUUU